This is a messenger RNA of Fraxinus pennsylvanica, 528 nucleotides long. The record is from the annotation of a GenBank genome assembly. Lineage: Eukaryota; Viridiplantae; Streptophyta; Magnoliopsida; Lamiales; Oleaceae.
AUGAAUAACUUUUACGUUGAAGAUGAAGGAUGUUUACUAAAUUUGUCCACACCUUCAGGUGAAGGCUGUCUUAAGCUUGCACAGAAUCACUUUAAUAAUGUGAAUACUAUAGAUACUGCCUCAUGUUUUCCUGGCCGUGAUGUUCUUGACUGCUCAGUUGUGGAAGGAGAGUGCAGCGAAGAUGACACCACCGAUGAAGAUUACGGUAGCAUACAAAAGCCUGCCUUUUUGGUUACAGGAGAACCCGAUUUUGAUUCAGGGCCUCCACAAGAUGGACUAGAAUAUCUUAGGCGUGUAAGGUGGGAAGCUGAACAAAUUCCAAAAGUGGCGGUUGCAAAGGAUUUAAUGCGGCUUGAGCUUGAAGCAGUGGAUUGUCCUCUUAUUGCAGACACUUGUGCAGCCCUUCAGUCUCUACUUCGGAAGUGUGGAAGCUUGCGUGCUGCAAAAUGGGAACUGGAUGAUGAUGUUAUUAUGCUAAAUAUUCUCACGACAAUAUCAGGCAGGUACUUUGGACAGUCAGAAAAUUGA